Ahaetulla prasina is the source of this 6707-nucleotide messenger RNA. RefSeq names its product midnolin (gene MIDN). The transcript has 9 exons. Gene Ontology annotation, molecular function: protein binding. The record is from RefSeq and is a predicted model, not a curated record. Gene Ontology annotation, cellular component: nucleus. Bases 530 to 2026 code for a protein of 498 amino acids. Lineage: Eukaryota; Metazoa; Chordata; Lepidosauria; Squamata; Colubridae.
UAAAAAAAAAAAAAAAACUUUUUGGAGCACCUCCCUGAAACAUUAAAAAAGCCACCGGGGCUGGCAGCCGGACACCUUUGGCGAACCGGGCAGCGCAGGCGGCGGCUGCUGCUGCUUCUGCUGCUGCUUGCAAAGAGCAAGAGAGCCUCGCCUGCCCUGCCGCCGCCGCCGCUUUCCCACGACCAUCGCCCGGGUUUUGCCUCGUCGCCUCCUCCUCCCGUUUGACGGAUCUUUUGCCGGCGCUUCAAGAAAAGAGCUCCCCGUCUUUGUCCGGAGCGAGGAUACCCUCUUUGAUUUCUGCCGACAGGAGGACAUUAUUAUCGGAUUGUAGAUUGUUCCACUUGAUUCGAAUUCCGGUUUGGGUUUGGUUUAGGAUUCGGGAUCGGUCCGGCGGAGAGGCGUCUGACGGCAUCGUUUCACACCAGACUCCGGCAGCGGCAGCAGCAGCGGCGCGGCGGCGGGAGCCGGCUGCUUCGCUGCUCGGUGGGUGCGUGCGUUUGGCCACGGGUUCAAAGCCCAGGUGAAUCGAAUGGACCACCAACCCACCCCCAGGAGCUGCAGCCGGGGACCCCCAGCCUGCGACACCGUCCAGAGUGACCCUCCUAUGAAUGUUUUCAUUCACACGACCACCGGGGCCCGGUAUGAGCUCUCUCUCCCCGUGGAAGAGACGGUGGAAGGUCUGAAGAGGAGGCUGUCUCAGAGGCUUAAAGUCCCCAAGGAGCGGCUGGCUCUCUUGCAUAAAGAAAGUCGUCUGAAUUCAGGCAAGCUGCAAGAUUUGGGGGUCGGAGAAGGGAGCAAGCUGACUUUGGUACCCACGGUGGAAGCUGGCUUGAUGUCUCAAGCAUCUAGGCCAGAACAGUCGGUGAUGCAAGCAUUAGAAAGUUUAACUGAAACUCAGGUAAACGACUUCCUGUCCGGGAGGUCACCCCUGACCCUUGCCCUGCGGGUGGGCGAUCACAUGAUGUUUGUCCAGCUGCAGCUGGCAGCUCAGCAGAACAGCGGGCAGCUCCAGCACCGCCACGUGAUUGCCAGCCGCGGAGAACAAGCUGGAGGCGCCACGGCCCCUACGCCGGUGUCGGCGGCUGGACCAGCUGCCUCCGGUUGCCGCACCCUUCCUGGGAGCACUCCCACCUCCUCCCCGACUUUUGCCCGGCUCCCCACGGCACCCGCUUGCCCACCAAGCCCUAUGCCCAGUCCUGCUGCUUCUCCAUCGCCAAUGCAGACUAUGCCUCUCUACUGUACCACCGCUAACCCGACCCCCGUCACGGCAGGGAUGUUCCAUUCACACGGGACCAGCGCACAGACGGUCAACGGAGGGGGGAGCGGCAGCGUCAUGUCUUCAUGUUCAGAGGUAGACUGCGCCUCAAGAAGUAAAAGUUCGCCCAGCAGCAGCCCCACUCAGGCCUCUCGGACCCGGAAACACGGCGCUGUGAUAGAAAGCUUUGUUAACCACGCCCCUGGGGUUUUUUCGGGAACGUUUUCUGGCACUUUGCACCCCAACUGCCAAGACAGCAGCGGCCGGCCGCGCCGAGACAUCGGCACCAUCCUGCAGAUCCUCAACGACCUCCUGAGUGCCACGCGGCACUACCAGGGCAUGCCCCAGUCGCUGACGCAGCUGCGGUGCCAGACGCAGUGCUCCUUGUCCACCCCUUCCCUGGAUCUCAACAACCACACUACCUCAGAAAGAACGGCAGCUGCUGCUAACCAGCCCUUGCACAUGGGGGUCCAGUGUCCGAGCCAAGCAGCCACCUGCAAGCCCACCGGCGACCGCUUGCGGCAGACGGAGAACCGUGCCACCCGCUGCAAAGUGGAACGCCUGCAGCUUUUGAUGCAGCAAAAAAGGCUGCGCCGGAAGGCAAGGCGGGACGCCCGAGCCCCUUACCACUGGCUGCCCAAUCGAAAAUCCGGCCGCACCAGCAGCAACAGCAGCGUUUCCAGCGAAGGCAGCCUUGAUCUGGACUUCGAAGAUUCGGUUUGGAAACCCGAAGUCAAAGCGGACAUGAAAUCGGAAUUUGUCGUAGCAUAAAAAAUAAUAAACCUUGGGUAGCGGAAAUGGCAUCUUUUGGGGUGGGAAGGGGUGGGGCAAGGGAGUGUUGGGGGAAAAAAAAAAGAACCGAAAGACCAUUUAGUAAUAAUAAUAAUAAUAAUAAUAAUAAUAAUAAUACAUUUUUUUGGUCCGUGAGAGCAAAGUUUUUGGGUGCUUGAUUCUAACACAAGACUGGAUUGCUGUGGAUUGCGUUGAGUGGACCUCGUCUUCAGCUGCACCGAAAUGGAUCAGCCCAGCCUUGGAACAGUAUUUUCUAUUUUCAAAAAAAAAACACUGUUCUGCUUUUAUUUUAAGAACUGAAACAGCUUGGGGGGCAAAGCAAGGCGAGCGAGAGACAAUUCGGAAAGCAAAAGAUGGCAAACACACUUCUUGGGGGGGGGGGCUUACUUUGAUUUCGGAGAGAGAAGAAACUUCAGUGGCUGCCUUAGAAAAAAAAAAUGUGUAGAGGGAAAAGCCGGACCGAUCAUGGAUUGAACGGAGAGAGCGAGAAGACUUUUAACCUUCUGACUUCCUAAUUUUACUUUUAUCAUUGGGGAUCGGAGGGCCAAAGAGGAAGGGGCGAACCCACCAACGGUUUGCGUGGGCUGAAAAGCUGCUUCCUCUCCACCCGAGCAUUGACAAAGGGGUGUGUGAUGUGUGUUUGAAACUAGAGGCAGGGUUGUCUCGGAAUGCUUCCUCCUCUUUUUUUUUUUUUAAAAAAAAUUAUUAUUAUUAUUUUUUAUUUGGGUGACUUUUGUGUAACGGGAAGCGCUGUGCAUUCUUCAGAUUAAGGGAGGGCCCCGAUGGAGGGUGGGUGGGUCGAAAAACAAAGAAAGAAAAGAAAUGAGGGUGUAUGCUUGUGUGUGUGUGUGUGUGUGUGUGUGUGUGUGUGUGUGUGUGUGUUUGCACACGUUUAUCUGUGCGUGUUUCUUUCCCUUCCUGGAUAUGUAGCAUUUCUGAAUUAUUCUUGACCUGUCCGAUCUCCCCUUAAGAGACCCCACUGCUCUCCCCUACUCACUUCCAAGGAUGUUUUCCGCCACGGGCAUUUUAAAAAGGUGUGAUUCGUGCGGGUAAGGGGGUGGGAAGAGGGGCUGGGAGACCCGAAACCCUCAAAUUUGGGGUGGGUGGGUCCUCAAACAAUAGAGGAGUGAGAGGGGAUAUGGAGUGGGGGACACAGGGUGAAGGAAUACUGUAUGCCCUCCAUUUGAGGGCUUUUCGUCUCUCUCCACUUUGUGAAUGCAAUGUGAAUGCAAGUUACUGCAGUUUUUUUUAUAUAAAAAAAAUCUGUGCAUUAAACUUAAAAGAGGGGAUCUUGCCUGGUUUUUUGUUUUUGUUUUUAAAGAACCAACGAAGUCUGUUACGAGCUAGGCAGAGGGGAGAGUAAGAUUUAAAACCUACCAUUCUGGGGCACCAUUGGACCAGCUAGAAAGGCGUUUUUUUUUUUAAUUUAAAAAAAAAAGUUUGUGCUAUUUCUGUUUUUUUGCCAACUGCACCCAAAAUCAACCCUAAUCUUUGGCCCCUUGGUUCUCCCUGUGGCAGAAUUCUCACCUGGUCCCCUUUUGUGUUUACCUCAUCCAUGUUGGGUAGCUGCUGAGGGGGUUUUCAAUGCCUCUAGUUUAGCCCCUAAAAAAAUGGCCGUCAUCCUUGAUCCUGCUUCCCAUACCCUCCAUGAAAAAACCCAGGCGCUCUGUCCGUUCUCAGAGGCCAUGUUGCCAAGGCAUAUAUACGCACGCGCAGGAGUCCAAACUACACCCUCUGGUUACAGAGACCAAGUCCUUGUUCUCAUCCCUUUUUUUUUUUAAAUUAGCUUUGUGGUUUUUUUUAAUUUUUUAAUUAAGGGACACAAAAGUAAUCUCUGGAAACUUAAAUGCUAGGGUGGUGGGUUUUGGGUUGUUUUUUUUAAUUUGCUGAUUGACGAUGAUCUGAGCCAGUAAUUUUUCAUAGGCAAUAGAAAAUUAGUUCUCAUUCUUCUUUGCAGACCUAGCAGCCACAAGUACUUUUGUGGAUAUAUGUGUGUGUGUUUGUGUGUGUGAUGCUUUGAGUUUCAAAGAAAAGACCGUGUGGAGAAUAACUUGGGAUCAUCCAUAGAUCCAACUUUUGAAAUAUAAAGAUUUAAUCUGCCAAGUCCCAUCUGUUAUGAAAACCUAACAAGGAGGAUCCCUGGCUAAGCGUCUCUAGGUCAUGACGUGAAUUUAUAUGUUCAUAAAAAUACCGCAGCUCUCCCUGAAAAUGAGGCCAGAGGUCGUAAUGGUGACUCAUAGCUGGAUCUUUGACGAAUCAUUUUUAACAACUACAUUUCCCAUGAAUUUCUUUCUAGGUUCCCCAACCUACAAUAAACUUAGAUUUAUGAGAAGAGAAGGUCACAAUAAGUUUGUUAGGUCUUUCUAAGAGCAAAUAGGCAAUUCCUGACUUGCCUUGUGACCGAAGUGGUUGGGUGACUUAUCCCCUCUUAAAAUGCUGGAUUGCAUUUUUCACAAUGGACCAGGGAUGAAGCUAGAACAAGUUCUCCCAUCGCCUCUUCCUUUAAACAUCUGAGCCAUUUUUGGUCCAUCCAUCCAGGCUGUUUUGGCUACUUGAAAAGGUCAAAAGCUGGAAAGUGCUCCCUUUUUUUCUUCUUCUUCAGCCUUCUGUUUCAUUUUGAGUUUUCAUUAAAGUUGUUCAAGUGGAUUUUUGCAGACAUUAAAACACCAGAAAACCAUAACUGGGGGGAAAAAAAAUAACAGGCAGGGUUCCCUUUCCUUUUAUCAUUUUUCUCUUGCUUAUCCACCAUUCCCAUCUCUUCAUGCCAGGGGACUCCAAUCUUGGCCAUUUUGAGACUUGUGGACUUCAACUCCCAGAAUUUUAAGACUUGUGGACUUCAACUCUGGCAGCACAAGUCUUAAAAUGGCCAAGGUUGGAGACUCCUGUUUUAUGCAAACCUUUUCCAUAGUUCAGGUAACCAGAGAAAUGUUGGGAUGGGUAGAGAAACUUCUCCAUCCAUAGCUAGCUUCAUCCUCAGCCUAGAAGUUUGUAACACUACUAAGUACCCAAUGUUAAUUCCCCUUUUUUAAAAAAGGGGGUAAUCAAAACAAGAAUAAAUUUCUGAAGCAAAUGCCUUUAAAAAAAAAAGUUUUUCCUAUCAAUUGCUCCACUAUCUUCCCUCUCGUCUCUUCUCUUUUCGUUUGUGCCAAAUUUGCACCUGCUCUUGAAAUGAUCAUUUUUUUUCAGUGGUUGGUGCCUUAAAGCGCAAGACCAAGAGAGGCAUUCUCAAAAACAAAACAAAAGGGGGGGGUGUCCUCUUGGGAAGUUGAAGCUGGGAUAUUCUCAGUUUUCCCCUUUUGGGAGGGGAAAAAUGCACACAACUUUUUUGCAGCUCAGUGAAAAUAUUCUUGCCUGUUCGAACUACGUGCCGUUCUGUUCUGUGUCCGUUAACGUUUCGGUUUCCUCCCAUCUUGUCAACUCUGUGGAGAUUUGUGAUUAGCAACUAGUCAACUCUUCUGGCUAUCUAAGAAGUUUAUAAACAGUUUAAUUAAACUUGGUUUUCAGUUCACCACUCAACGUCAUGGGGGGGAAGGAAAUAGGGUCUCUAAGAGGGGCGGGGGAGGCAAACUUUGCAUUUUGAGUUUGGCUACAAUUUUGCAGCAUUUCAUGGUUAGAAGUCAGGUUGAAGGCGUGGCCUUUUCUCCUUUGCAGGUUAAUGACAGUUCCAGAAAGUUCUUAAAAGGAAAACUUGUUAAGAGCGGGGGUCUUCAACCUUGGUCCCUUUAAGACUUGUGGACUUCAACUCCCAGAGUUCCUCAGCCAGCUUUGCUGGGAGUUGAAGUCCACAAGUCUUAAAAGGGACCAAGGUUGGAGACUCCUGCAGUAGAGAAUGGAAAAUCACUUGGCAUUCUCCAGAUGUGUUGGCCAGCUGCUCCAAUGAGGUGCAGCAACACAUCUGGAUAGCUCCAACACAUUUGGAUGGAUUGCAGAAGUGUUGGGGGAGCGCUCAUCCAAAUAAGGUUUUGAAACAAAUUUUGGGGUGUGUGCGUGAUGUCAGGUUGUUGCUUCCAAAUGAUUCCAUUUAUAUUUCUCUCCUGUUGGUCGCCCCAACCUUGUGUUUAGCAAAAGGUCCAGGGUAACCCCUUCAUCUCAUGUUUUGCUUGUAUUUUAUGACAAUUGCACAGCUAUUCACCUUCCCCACCCUCUGCGGCCACCAAAAAUUUGCAUCCCUUUCUGGAACUUUCUUGCCAACUAAGGGAAGUGGGCAACCACUCCCCCUCUGGUUAAAUUGUGUCAUUACACUUUUUUUUUCUUUCCCCUAGAUGUGAAAUUUCCUUUGUAUGUGAUGCUGUAGUGGGAUUUUUUUUUUAAAAAAAAGGUUUUUAAAAUGUUUUUUUUUAAAGUGUGUAUUUAAAUGUACUACUUUUUGUAUGGUGUGUGAGUGUAUAUUUCCUUACUUCUUGCCCCUCCCUAAUUCAUCCAUUUUUUUUCCCACUUGUCACCUGGAGGGAUCAACUGUUUAGGUAACAGCAAAAAUGAAUCCCAGAAGCAUUAUUUAAAAAAAAAAAUUAAAGAUCCUCCUGUAUGUGUGAUUUGAAAGAAUGUUGGGGGGGCGCAAGGGGAAAACGCAUAGACUUGUUUUAUCACCUCAUUUAAGUUACCUGUAUUAAAAAAAAAAACUUUUAAAAUGGUUUAAAAAAUAAUAAACACAAAAUAAAGA